GUCUGUUAGUGUCGGCGUGUGUGCACGUUAGCUGUCCGCUUGCAUGUGCACGCGCGGACCUCCCUUCUCCUCCUCCACCUCCUCCUCCUCCUGUAUUUCCGUAAUUUGGCAGAGUUGCGCGUGUGGAAAGAAGAAAAGGCGCAUGAUUAAUUCCACAGAGGAGCACGCGGUGCGCACACACCUGAUCAGAAAUAGAUCCCAAUAGAUUACUGAUAGACUGAUUAGAACGGAACCGAACAGAGACAGUCAACAGCUGCAGGGCGUCUCGUGCCAAACGCGCCUUAAAUUGGACACAAGAGUUAAUUUCGGGACAGGACUUGAAGUCUUCUCCUCGGUCCGCAGAGCAGAGACAUGAACCCGUCUAGCUCUGCAGCCGCUGCCGUAAGCUGAUGAUGAUGAUGAUGAUGAUGAAGGUGCUUCCCCAGCUCCACGCGCUCCACCAGUGAUCCGCGCCGGUCUAAGAUGCCACCGGGCCCCGGCGCUCAGCACGCGGCUCGGAUCAGAAUAGCCCGGAUUAUAAAAACACAGAGGGAAGCUCAAACAAAAGCAGAAAUCCAGCAACUCGGGGAGUCACCCCGAGCCGGGACGAGCCGGGACGAGCCGGGAGGGAGAACCGUGGAUCAGAGAGCGGCGCGCCGGGGAGCAGAGGCGCAGUGAGACGCGCAAAGAGCGACAGAGAGAGGAGACAGUGUGUUCCUUCAGGUCCGCAGUGAUGCUGCUCCCGCGGCUCCCGGUCCUGUCGGCGCUCCUCGUCCUGCUGCUGGCCGCGGGACGCUGCACCGCGGCGGCCCUGCUCAGGGGCUCCGGCACCCGAGCGGACGGACGUCUGGACGGACGCAGCAUGCUGGAGCUGCUAGGCCGGAACCCGGGGUCGAGGACCGAGCCGGCGGCGGAGGUUAAAAGCCCGGAGAGAGAGAGCAGGUCACUCCAGGGAUCGGAGGACCCCCCCAGAGAUCCACGACACAAGGAGAAGUUCAUCAGACACCUGACAGGACCCCUUUACUUCAAACCAAAGUGCAGGAAACAUUUCAACAGACUGUACUACAGCACCAGAGACUGCACAAUACCUGCCUAUUAUAAGAGAUGUGCUCGUCUGCUGACUCGAUUAGCCAACAGCCCUCGCUGUGCAGAAAGAUAAACACUCUGAGAGACGCUUCUGGACAGGAAGUGUUGCCGUGACAACAAGCAUCUUAACGAGGUCCAUCAACUGACGAGCAGAUGAAGUCCUCCAGCCAAUAGAAACGCCUCCGAUACACUGCCGCCACCUGCUGCCAACAGCGAUCACAAUGAACUGUUUCCUCUUCUCGUCUGCUUUCCGCCCACGAGCAUCUCAUCCUGCCGCUAACUUAACUCUGCGUGACGACUGAUGGGACCAGGUUAGACCAGGUCUGCAGCAGUCUGGGUCAGUUUAUAUUGAGAGUCUGCAGAUAGAAUCAUAUAGAGCGUGAUAUGUAGAGAGUGUCAUCUGAAGUCUUCAGAUCCAGCUGUUGCCAGUUCCCUCUGUAGUGCUACCUGCUCUCCAUCCAGGAUCUCACCAAACUCUACUAAUUUUUUAGCCUUUUUAGCACAAAUGUCGCUGCCUAGAAACAGUUCCCGCUGCUGGCUGCAUCCAUCUUAAUAUUGGUACAAGAACAUGUGACAGUUGGCUUCUCGCUGGGUUUGUGAGGUCGUCCAGUUCAUGUGUUCAGCUAGUCUUCUUCAGUCUUACUCCGUUCAGCUUUACUUUAUGCCAGGAUCAGACUGCAUGACUUCAGCCUGGCAAUAGUCCAGCACUGCUGUAUUCUACUGGACUCUACUGACCCUCGCAUCAACAGGAUCUCUAGUCUCUCACACUGAGACUGGAAUAAACUGGAUAUCUAUUUUUCUGAAGCAAACGUUCCUCCGAUGAUUUGAGGUGAUUCUACCAGUUUCUAAUGGAGCUGCAGGAAGUUUUCUGGAAGACGAUGAGCUGAAACGAGGAGGAUCGCUGCUCUGAAAUCACAACGCAGGUCUCGACAGAAACUUUCAUCUGCGACCAAAUACCUUUUCUGCUUCUUGCAGAACAGCAGUGUUGUGGCUUUUUUUGUUCUUUCCGAUGACGGAAACAUGUUAAAAACAAGUUUCACAGUUCAUCUGAAGCCUUCGGAGGAAAUCAGAGUCCUCUGACAUCAGCUAAAUAACAAGAAUCUGUUACCUUUCCUUCUGUCGUUCUGUGCAACAGAAAAAUCAGAGAUGCUGAAUGUGUUUCAUAUGAUAAUACUAUUCCAGCAUAUUUAUAUUGUUUAAGCUGCCGACCCUUGAGUAAGAUGUACAAACUGAGAGAGGAAUAAAGACACAUGUUUGAUAUA
Molecule: messenger RNA, 2327 nt
Organism: Chelmon rostratus (copperband butterflyfish)
Lineage: Eukaryota; Metazoa; Chordata; Actinopteri; Chaetodontiformes; Chaetodontidae
Gene: alkal2b
Product: ALK and LTK ligand 2b
Exons: 6
Coding region: 713-1138 (141 amino acids)
Biological process (GO): positive regulation of ERK1 and ERK2 cascade; positive regulation of ERK5 cascade
Molecular function (GO): receptor tyrosine kinase binding; receptor signaling protein tyrosine kinase activator activity
Source: RefSeq, a predicted model, not a curated record